Molecule: messenger RNA, 2070 nt
Organism: Dermacentor silvarum
Lineage: Eukaryota; Metazoa; Arthropoda; Arachnida; Ixodida; Ixodidae
Product: solute carrier family 22 member 13
Exons: 1
Coding region: 1-2070 (689 amino acids)
Biological process (GO): transmembrane transport
Cellular component (GO): membrane
Molecular function (GO): transmembrane transporter activity
Source: RefSeq, a predicted model, not a curated record
AUGGCCGACCGGCAUCUAAAUAGGAAGCCAUCGUUCCCGUCAGUGGUGAAGCGGAGCUCGUCGCUGAGUGAAGUGGAGGUUUUGAAGUCCCACCCUUUGAAGACCCAUUCUGGUUCCUGGGCAACCAAAACUCGGCAGCUGCUGUCACCGUUGCUGGGCCGCCCCCGCUCUCUGUCAGUAAACCGCAGCCCCGAAGAAUUUCAGAUGUCUCCGCAACACAAGCGUGCCAGUACUGCACCCGUGAUCACUCUACCACCCUGCGACGUAGGCGGGAAGCAGCCCGGGUUUGCCUCAAUAUCGCGUAGGCAAAGCCAGCCACGCGAUAGCGUGCAGUCCAUUAGCCGCAGCCGGCAAUCCCUGUCGCGCACUUCGCUGAGCUUGCCUCGGGAUGGCUCGCCCGGACCGCCGCAUGCAAUCAACAACAGGAUGGCCAGUUGCUUGCGGCGCGAGAAGGCUUCUUUUCUCGUGGGCAGGAACGGUCGCUUCCAAACGACGACGUUUCACUUCGGCUUGCUCGUAGCCUUCAUGGUGCCCUUUCAGACACUGCCGUUGCAGAGUGUCCAGCACGAUAUCGACCACUGGUGCGCUAGACCCAAGAAUCUGCGCAACAUGUCUACAGAAGAAUGGAAACACCAGAUGGUGCCACGCACCGACGACGGCCACUACAGCCGGUGCCGCAUGUAUGCCGAAUGGAACGGAACCAGUGUAGCCACGGUGCCGUGCACUAGCUGGGAGUACGCGCCCUCCGUAUAUCACUACUCCAUCGUUAAGGAGUUUGGCUUGGUCUGCGAACGUGCUUGGUACCUGCCGCUGAGCUGUGCCGCCUUCGCCAUGGGCGCCUUCUGCGCUUUGCUCAUCAUGGGGCCAUUGGCAGACUGGCUGGGGCGAAAGCCCGUGAUGCAGUUCACAGUGAUCGUUGUCCAAGCGGCGGUCAUGGUGAUUCUGUUGUUCGUCAGGCUAAACACGUUCAUAGUCAUGCGUUUCAUCCUUGGAGCCGCCACGACCACGCUUUUCAACACGAGCUUUGUGCUCGUGGUGGAAGUUCUGGCACCUGAGCGGCGCUCUCUCUACGCGAUGGCGGUGUUGUUGAGCAAGGUUAUCGGUGCCGUCAUCGCAUCCGCAAUGAUGUUGGCCGGGUUCAGCUGGUACACGUUGCAGCUGGCCGGUAUGCUACCUUGCCUCAUGAUGCUGCGGUCGAUCACGUGCCUGGUGGAGUCCCCACGCUGGUUGCUGGCCAGAGGCCGGCUAGAUGAGGCCGAAACAGUCAUCAUGCGUGCGGCUACGCUCAACGGCGAGAACAUUUUCGAUGUGCGCCUCCAGUGGGGGCGCCAGCGUCGUGAAUUGGAGCGCCCAGAAGGUACUCGCAUGAGUACUUGCUACGAGGCAGCGCGUCUGUGGUGCCGUUGGAAGGAUAAUGCCAUCCUUUACUUCUGCUGGUGCGUGACUGCGUUUACGUUGCAGGUGACGUGGCUGAAAAUUCACUACUUGGGGUUCUAUCCGCUGGCGCUCAUGGCCCUCUUCGCGCUGCUGUCCAUCCCUGGCGAGCUGGGCGCUAUGGCUUCUGCUGCGCACGUCGGCCGAAAGACGUCCCUGGCUUGGGCUCUGGUCGUCGCCGCAAUUGUCAUCUUCGCGACUGCUGCAUGGGGCGAUUCGAAUGUUGUCUCCAGCGCUACGCUGCUGACGCUUGCGAGCGUGGUCACGGACGCAUCGCAAGCCGUUCUAACGCUGUACACAGCAGAAGUGUACCCUACAGUGGUGCGCUGCUCGGGCCUAGCCAUGUGCACGUGCUUUUCGGCAGCGGCCAGCAUCGCCACUCCACUCGCCGUCUACCUAGACGUUUUGCAGGUGUCGUGGUUGCCUCUGGUCAUGGUGUCUCUGCUAGGUCUCACCGCUGCAUUCUUGGUGGUUCGGCUGCCAGACACCAAAGAGCGUACUGUUCUGCCAGACGAGCUGUCAGACAUACCGUUCGAGGCAUCGUCGGGAAUCGCUCAAGCGGUGCCUGAUAACGCAAACAUCGCAUCGCUGGAAGUGCAAAGCAACGAUAAACGCCGGACACUAGGAGAACGUUGA